This is a messenger RNA of Venustampulla echinocandica, 450 nucleotides long. RefSeq lists its product as uncharacterized. The transcript has 2 exons. The record is from RefSeq and is a predicted model, not a curated record. NCBI's taxonomy places the organism in Eukaryota, Fungi, Ascomycota, Leotiomycetes, Helotiales, Pleuroascaceae. The coding region runs from base 1 to 450 and encodes 149 amino acids.
AUGCUUAGGGAAGAUGAUUUCGAUGAAUCGGACGUUGAGAGCUGCUUCGAUAUAGAGGAUGAGCACGAUGUUAAUACCGAGCCGACGGAUGUUGAUACCGAUGCCGAAGAUACAGUCUUAAUAGAUAUUGGUACCGGUGUUGGCGAUGCAGAUCUGACGGAUAUCAAUACUGAUUAUGAAGGAUGCGAUAGGGCAGUUCUAGAAGAUCUAUCAUGGAUCGCUAACGAGGAUAACGCCCACCCGCUAGAGUAUUACCUCGAUCAAGAGUGUAUACGAUACCGACUUGAAUAUUCUGGCCCUACAGUGUGUUUCCAUGCUGCGAUCGCUAACGGAAACAACAUACUUCUUUUGAUUCCAGAGAAGGAAAUCGACAUCAAUGAAGAACUAGAGGCCUCUGUCUCUCAACUGUUAUCUGAAUUAGACUCGCAAAUGGAGGCUCACAUCGGAUAA